UGGAGCGUUGGGUCGCAUAUGAGCGGAGAAAACACUCUGAUAUUUCCUGCAUACAACCCUAACCUCUUCCUUCUGUUCCUCGGUAAUAUCUGCUCCGUCAAGGGAGGGUAUGGAAUCCUCUUUUGAUUCAUCUGCCAUAAGGCAAUCAAGACAAGGUUUAAUGCACCCUACUUUGGUGCCUUUGGGGAUCCUAAUGGUGAUCUCACUACAAUUAAAUACUGGGAUAGCGGAACAUUCCCGCAUUAGACACUCGACUGUCGACACUUCAAGGUUCUCGUUGACAACACAAGGAGAAAUGAUUGCUGGUCCUCGUUGUCGUAGCAACAUGAGCAUACGAACGCGUCACCACCUGGGGGCACUAUCUCCCCCGGUCGGUGUUGGGUCGCAUUUGGAGGUGCAUUUCCGGAGCGCAUUGAUCCUAGUGCGGAGUCGUCACCUGAGUCGUGGUCUGACUCACCCCUACCUCGCGGAUCUGCUCGGGCCACCGGACGCAUCGGUCUGGGUUCUCCAUUUUCGUCGCGCCGACAUUCGAUCCCGGCUGUCUGGGUGUCAUAUUGCUGAUCGUCGCACCUGACGUUGGAGACUACCGUCUGGGUGUCCAUAACGGACGUUGAUUUCUGCACUCGAUCGCGGCUUCGGAUUUCCGAUCGUCGCGACGGUGUCCGUGCCUGAUCGCGUCUGGAGACUCACCGUGGGAUUGUCUGCCUUCGAUCUGCUCUGUUCUUUCACCUCAGGAGCGUUGACCGGGCCCACGUGGAGGUCAUUACCGCCACUCGGUACAGCGGCUUGCCGAGCCUCCCUCUCUACGUUGGCUAACUUGAGU
Messenger RNA from Frankliniella occidentalis (western flower thrips), 823 nucleotides. RefSeq lists its product as uncharacterized. The transcript is spliced from 4 exons. The record is from RefSeq and is a predicted model, not a curated record. The coding region runs from base 110 to 574 and encodes 154 amino acids. Lineage: Eukaryota; Metazoa; Arthropoda; Insecta; Thysanoptera; Thripidae.